UCGGGGGCGUCUGUUGGUUGAGGGGCGUCUGUGGAGGUGGUUUUAGGGACACCCCGGUGGCUGUCCGUGGCGUGGGCAGAGGGGAAGCCCCUCCGAUAGCUUCAUGGCCUUUGGUCCCGCCUUCACGCUGAGGAGGCCUCGUUUCCGAGAUCAGGUCUGACCCAGGUAGUUCAGUUUUUACAGAUCUUGUCCAGGAGACUCAAAAAGGGGGAUUACAGUGACCUCUAGUGUCCACAGCGCAUAUUGUCUUUGAGAUGCAUAUUUUUCCAUCAUUUUAUUCCAUGGUAUGAUGAUUCUUCAGUCCCAGAAAAAGAUGUGUCUAUAAUUUGAAUGACUCCAUCUUCAGAAUAUUUUAACCCUGCGCCAUUAUAUGUAGCCAAUACUCAUGCAAGUUUUCUUGAAGAUCAAUUAGUUAUUGGAUAUGCUGCUGUUCUUUACUUUGGGAUUGCUCAUACAUUUUGUGUUCUUUGCCUCCAUCUUUGACAUUUAUUUUACGUCUCCUUUGGUUCAUGGAAUGACUCCACAGAUUACUCCAUUGCCUCCUCCAGCAAAAAGAUUAGUACUGAUUGUUGCCGAUGGCCUUCGAGCAGACACACUUUAUGAACUAGAUGAAAAUGGGAACACUCGAGCACCAUUUAUUAGGAACAUCAUAAUGUAUGAAGGCAGCUGGGGGAUAUCUCAUACACGGGUGCCAACAGAAUCUCGGCCAGGUCAUGUAGCCUUGAUAGCUGGGUUUUAUGAAGACGUCAGUGCAGUUGCCAAAGGAUGGAAAGAAAAUCCUGUAGAAUUUGAUUCUCUUUUUAAUGAGAGCAAAUACACAUGGAGCUGGGGAAGCCCAGAUAUCUUGCCAAUGUUUGCCAAAGGUGCUAGUGGAGACCAUGUUUAUACAUAUAGUUAUGAUGCUGAAAGAGAAGAUUUUGGUUCCCAGGAUGCAACAAAACUGGAUUCCUGGGUUUUUGACAAUGUUAAGGACUUCUUUCAUGCUGCCAGAAAGAACCAGACUUUAUUUUCUAAAGUAAAUGAAGAAAAAAUAGUUUUUUUCUUACACUUAUUAGGAAUAGAUACAAAUGGACAUGCUCACCGACCAUCAUCAAGAGAAUAUAAGGACAAUAUUAAAAAAGUUGAUGAUGGAGUGAAAGAAGUCGUGUCUAUGUUUGAACAUUUUUAUGGAAAUGAUGGAAAAACAGCAUAUAUCUUUACCUCUGACCAUGGGAUGACAGACUGGGGAUCCCAUGGAGCUGGUCAUCCUUCAGAGACUUUAACUCCUUUAGUCACUUGGGGCGCUGGAAUCAAGUAUCCACAAAAAGUAUCAGCGCAGCAUUUUGAUGAUGAAUUCUUGAAAGAAUGGAAAUUGGAGAACUGGAAGAGACAGGAUGUCAAUCAGGCUGAUAUUGCACCAUUGAUGGCUUCCCUUAUUGGAGUUCCCUUUCCUCUGAAUUCAGUGGGAACCCUUCCUGUAGAUUAUCUUAACAACACUGAUCGCUUCAAGGCAGAAAGCAUGCUUACUAAUGCACUACAGAUUCUCGAACAGUUCAAGGUAAAGAUGACUCAGAAAAAAGAAGCUACCUUAUCAUUUUUGUUUACACCAUUUAAGUUACUCUCAGAGUCUGAACAACUGAACAUUUUAAGAAAAGCAAGAUCUUCUAUGAAGCAGGAGCAGUUUGCUGAAGUGGUCUACCUCUGCAAGGAGCUGAUUGAUCGUGCACUGAAAGGACUGUCAUAUUAUCACACUUACGACAGAUUCUUUUUGGGCAUCAGUGUUGUCAUUGGUUUUGUGGGAUGGACAUCAUAUGCUUCUUUGCUGAUCAUCAAAUCUCAUUCCAACUUUAUAAGAGACAUUAGUAAGCAAGUUAAGAAACCAAACCACUUCCUGCCAAGUAGUUUUGUAGCUAUUGGAGUUUUGGUCACAUUUUUCCUGCUGAUCCAAGCCUAUCCCUGGACUUACUAUGUGUAUUGUUUGUUGCCAGUGCCAAUAUGGUAUGCAGUCCUAAGAGAAUUUCAAGUUAUUCAAGACCUUGUUACAUCACUGCUAACUUUUCCUCUGAGCCGAUUGGUUGGGUACUUGUUCAUCUUUACUUUGGGAAUCGAAGUGUUAGUUCUCAGUUUUUUCCACCGCUAUAUGCUUACAGCAGGACUCACUGCAUUUGCAAGUUGGCCAUUUUUCACUCAUCUGUGGACUCGAGCAAAGAUUACCUCCUUGGGUUGGACUUUCUUCUCUUUGCUUCUGGCAGUGUUCCCACUGAUGCCUGUUGUAGGUCGGAAGCCGGAUAUCUCACUAGUAAUGAGUGCUGGCUUGCUGGUUCUUCUACUAUCCUUGUUUGUUGUAAUAUCUCUCAUAAAAAGAAAACCUAGUUUGGUAGAAGAAGAGCUAUUGGUGUAUCUGAUACAGAUGCUGAGUGCAGUGCUUUCUAUGUAUAUUGUAUACAGCACCCAUAGUAGUCUAUCCAAGAAAGAAGGACUACCUCUUUCAAAUCAGAUUGUGAGUUGGGCAAUAUUAGCCUCCUCCUUGGUUAUGCCUCUGCUGAGCUCCACAGCUCUUACUCAGCGACUGUGUAGCAUUCUUCUUUCCCUGAUGGCCACCUACUUACUUCUAAGCACAGGAUAUGAAGCUCUGUUUCCAUUGGUGUUGUCCUGUUUGAUGUUUUUCUGGAUACACAUGGAACAAGAAACCCUACAACAAUCCGGUGUGUCGUGUAAACAGAAGCUCAACAGUAUCCAGUUCUCUUAUAACACUGAUAUAGCUCAGUUUCGGCAGCUGCAUCUGGAUGACAUCCGUAGAGCCUUUUUCCUUGUUUUCUUCUUAGUGACAGCAUUUUUUGGAACGGGAAAUAUAGCUUCUAUUAACAGCUUUGAUCUUGCCUCAGUGUAUUGUUUCCUGACUGUGUUUAAUCCUUUCAUGAUGGGAGCCCUGAUGAUGUGGAAGAUUUUAAUUCCUUUCCUUCUUGUGAUGUGUGCAUUUGAAGCCGUUCAGUUAACUACACAGUUAUCAUCAAAAAGCCUUUUUCUCAUUGUUCUCGUCAUAUCAGACAUAAUGGCUUUGCAUUUCUUCUUCUUGGUCAAGGAUUAUGGCAGCUGGCUUGAUAUUGGAACAAGCAUCAGCCACUAUGUGAUUGUUAUGUCCAUGACCAUCUUUCUGGUGUUUCUCAAUGGCUUGGCCCAGCUUCUCACAACAAAGAAACUUACAUUAUAUGGCAAGCCCAAAAGCCAUUUUGCAUGAUGCUGUUGAAGCCAUCAUUCAGUACCCAGAUUCUGGUCCUCCUUCACCUUGGAAACGAAAGUCCCAUCAAGGACUUAAUAAGAAAAUGGAUUUUGAUGCACCUUUUACUCCUGUAGGGAAAAUUAUAUUUUGCAUUUUAAGUGUUCAAUGUAUCUGAGAUAAAGGAGGUUCCUGUUCUCAGGCAUGAAGUCGUGCUUCUAUCUUUGGAAAAGCACAGUAGUCUCCACUUUCAUUUCUUGUGGCUGGCAGCUCUUCUCAGUAAUGCUUCAGGGCAGCUUUUCAUAGCCCCCCCCCCCCGCCCCCCACGGGCACCUGUGCAGCAGGGCCUAUGGCAUUCAAACUAGUAGCUGUCCUGGCCAAGCUUGAAGGGAAUCACCAGGUGGCACCAUAAAUAUUUAUCAGCUUGCGGCACUGGUUUUGUAAUAGUUCUAACUAUUCAGUAAUAUUCCUAUAAUGGCAGGAUAUGCUAUUUGAAGUUUACUAAAACUUCAAUCACAAAACCUUUGGCAGAUGUUAGUCAGUUUUCUUCAGCAUGCAGGGAUAGUACCUUUGCUUGAAUGCUGCUCCUAUGAUUGCCAUAGUCAACCAGCUUGAUACAGAUUUUAACCUUCACAUUUUCUCCUAUUUCUGGAUUACCAUGGAAUUUCUGGGAAUAGGAGUACAAAAUGCUUACUAUUUGUGUCCUUUGUACAUGAAAAAACAUGAAACAGUUUUUAUUUGUGGACUCAGUAUCUGUUACUUCUAUUACUUUCUUCAUGUAUUGUUUCACCAGAAUUCUCAAAAUUAGUGGUUAAAAGUGUAUAACUGAAGCCAGUGCUGGUGGCUCACAUCCAUAAUACUAGCUACUCAGGAGGCUGAUCUGAGGAUCAAGCCUUAAAGUUAGCGCAGGCAGGAACGUCCGUGAAACUCUUUAUUUCUAAUAAACUACUCAGG
Molecule: messenger RNA, 4150 nt
Organism: Perognathus longimembris pacificus (Pacific pocket mouse)
Lineage: Eukaryota; Metazoa; Chordata; Mammalia; Rodentia; Heteromyidae
Gene: Pign
Product: phosphatidylinositol glycan anchor biosynthesis class N
Exons: 31
Coding region: 422-3217 (931 amino acids)
Biological process (GO): GPI anchor biosynthetic process
Cellular component (GO): endoplasmic reticulum membrane
Molecular function (GO): mannose-ethanolamine phosphotransferase activity
Source: RefSeq, a predicted model, not a curated record